Messenger RNA from Cynocephalus volans (Philippine flying lemur), 1366 nucleotides. RefSeq names its product DnaJ heat shock protein family (Hsp40) member B11 (gene DNAJB11). Gene Ontology annotation, cellular component: endoplasmic reticulum. Gene Ontology annotation, molecular function: misfolded protein binding. Bases 219 to 1334 code for a protein of 371 amino acids. The record is from RefSeq and is a predicted model, not a curated record. NCBI's taxonomy places the organism in Eukaryota, Metazoa, Chordata, Mammalia, Dermoptera, Cynocephalidae. Gene Ontology annotation, biological process: protein folding; protein maturation. The transcript has 11 exons.
GGCCCUUGCCUGCUGGGGGCUUCUCUCGCCGGGACUUGGGACUCCCGGGAAGUGGACUGGCAGAGGAGGGGGUCAGCUAGCUGGUUCUGCGGACCGAGUAGGAGACCCCCGGCGUGAGGUGGCCUCGCAGGGUCCGGUGGGCUGGCGAGCUGACCCGGCGGCGGCGGAGGAGGAGGCUUGUGAGGGGUGCGCGGGGGAGGGGUCGGCUCAAAGGAACCAUGGCCCCGCAGAACCUGGGCACCUUCUGCCUGUUGCUGCUGUACCUCAUCGGGGCCGUGAUCGCCGGGCGAGAUUUCUAUAAGAUCUUGGGGGUACCUCGCAGUGCUUCUAUAAAGGAUAUUAAAAAGGCCUAUAGGAAACUAGCCCUGCAGCUGCAUCCUGACCGGAACCCUGAUGAUCCACAAGCCCAGGAGAAAUUCCAGGAUCUGGGUGCUGCUUAUGAAAUUCUGUCAGAUAGUGAGAAAAGAAAACAAUAUGAUACUUAUGGUGAAGAAGGAUUAAAAGAUGGUCAUCAGAGCUCCCAUGGAGACAUUUUUUCACACUUCUUUGGAGAUUUUGGUUUCAUGUUUGGAGGAACCCCUCGUCAGCAAGACAGAAAUAUUCCAAGAGGAAGUGACAUUAUUGUAGAUCUGGAAGUCACUUUGGAAGAAGUGUAUGCAGGAAAUUUUGUGGAAGUAGUUAGAAACAAACCUGUGGCAAGGCAGGCUCCUGGCAAACGGAAAUGCAACUGUCGGCAAGAGAUGCGGACCACCCAGCUGGGCCCAGGGCGCUUCCAGAUGACCCAGGAGGUGGUCUGCGAUGAGUGCCCUAAUGUCAAACUAGUGAAUGAAGAACGAACACUGGAGGUAGAAAUAGAGCCUGGGGUGAGAGAUGGCAUGGAGUACCCCUUUAUUGGAGAAGGUGAACCUCACGUGGAUGGGGAGCCCGGAGACUUACGGUUCCGAAUCAAAGUUGUCAAGCACAAUGCUAUGGCAUACUUACUAGACUACAGUAUAGGGCACCCAAUAUUUGAAAGGAGAGGAGAUGAUUUGUACACAAACGUGACAAUCUCACUGGUUGAGUCUCUGGUUGGCUUUGAGAUGGAUAUUACUCACUUGGAUGGUCACAAGGUACGCAUUUCCCGGGAUAAGAUCACCAGGCCUGGAGCCAAGCUAUGGAAGAAAGGGGAAGGGCUCCCCAGCUUUGACAACAACAACAUCAAGGGCUCUUUGAUAAUCACUUUUGAUGUGGAUUUUCCAAAAGAACAGUUAACAGAGGAAGCAAGAGAAGGUAUCAAACAGCUCCUGAAACAAGGAUCAGUGCAGAAGGUAUACAAUGGACUUCAAGGAUAUUAAGAGUGAAUAAAAUUGGACUUUGUUUGAAAUAA